Messenger RNA from Gymnogyps californianus (California condor), 3933 nucleotides. RefSeq names its product RNA binding motif protein 44 (gene RBM44). Gene Ontology annotation, biological process: calcium ion transport; intracellular protein transport; cellular response to hormone stimulus. Gene Ontology annotation, cellular component: cell surface; signaling receptor complex; membrane. NCBI's taxonomy places the organism in Eukaryota, Metazoa, Chordata, Aves, Accipitriformes, Cathartidae. The coding region runs from base 173 to 3703 and encodes 1176 amino acids. Gene Ontology annotation, molecular function: RNA binding; coreceptor activity. The record is from RefSeq and is a predicted model, not a curated record. The transcript has 19 exons.
UGCUCGACGGGGCCGUUGUCGCCCGGGCGGGGCGAUACAGUUGCUCAAAACUUCAGUUAGGAGAUGAAGGUGAGAAACUGAUACGAAGAGGCAAGCUGAUGACUUUGAGAGGUUGUGGCGGAAGUGAGUUGUCUGGAUUACUUCUGAGGAGGAGGGCUUAAAUGUUCGUACCAUGGAAUUAGAAAAGAACAACGAUGUUAAAAGCAAAAGGAGAUGCUUCAAUCAGACCUCCUAUCUUUUUUCUUAUUCUGAGGAAGCUGAGCACACGCUCGUCAGAGACGUUGCAGCAGGAGCUAACCACUCUGGUUUUGGCCAGGCACGUUCUGCCAAUGUUUCAGAAUUAAAGUUGUCAGAGGAAAGCUUACCUUAUUUAAGUUUAUCUUUAGAUGCAGAUAUUGAAAAGUAUAAUAAAAAGAGAAUGAGAAUUUGCUGUGCACAGGUAGAUGAAAGCAAGAAAGAAGCUGAUACAUUGGGAAGGGCAUGUGACACUAUGCACUUUAAUUGCGGGGUGUGUGAUGAUUGCAGACAAAGCCAUUUAGGUGAAGAUUCACAGCUGGAGUAUUUCAGUGCUCACGAGCAAGAUUUUGAUGAUGGGAAUAGCUCAAGUGAGUUUUCUGAGCAAAGGGAAACUCUAGGAAUCGAAACCUUAAAGCUGCUAGAUCCAGUUCAUGAAGUUCCGGGGGGUGGAGUCGCACAGGAACAAAAUCUUGUUGAUGCGUCGGAAGAUUGUUCUCCUGCUUCUGAGUCAGCUGUGCCAGAGCUUCCCCACCUGCUUCAGGACUCUCUGUCUCUGCCAGAUUGCAAUGGCAUGACUUGUGAUCAUCAGGAAGAGCAAACAGAAUAUCAUAGUGUUGUUUGUGGAAGUAUACUUGAAAGUCAUUCUUGUGGGAGUAAAGAAAGGGUCUGUCCGAAUCUGCUUGUAUGUGACAGUGUAGAAAAUGGAGAGGUGAAAGGCAUACGACCGAUUGAUGACACGCUGCCACCCCAAAUCGCUACAGGUGAAGAAGUGUCUGAAAAGAAUGACAGACACAUUCACAGCAUCUCAGUGAAGCAAGAAAACCCUGUACCAGUGGCAAGGGCCCCUGCAGUAGCCAUGCAAUUUUGCGAACGUGCAGGGGACUCUGAUUUCUGUAGUUGUGAAGAAUCUGGUGUGUGCGCACUUGGUACCAGCUGCGUUGACUGCACUGCAAAGGAUGCUGAAACCCAAUUUCCAGUCUCUGAAAUUCUCACUAGCAAGAAUCCCUUUUUUGGGGUGGAAGUUGCAGAUAAAUCCUCCUGUGGAAAUACCAGCUGUCUGAACUCAGAGUUGGAGCACCGUGAAACCUUGAAAAACGUUGCCAGCGACUCUACGGUUAACCAGGCUGUUGAUGCGAGUUCUGAUUUUAGAGCUUGCUUUACAACAAGCAGAAGUACCAGUGCUCAGGUUUGUCUCUCGUCCAGGGCUAUUAAUACAGAGAUAACAAUGAUGAACAAAUCUCGACCCGUGGGAUGGCACCAUGAAGCCUGCGCAGACGUUGCUUGCAAUACAGACUGGUCAUGUGGAGCUGGUAGUACAGAGGGAAUUCGGUCGCAGCUUAUUGACACACUGGAAGAACACUCAGAUGCCAAUACUGCAACAGCUGAAAGAAGUUCACAAAUUCAGGAACAGUGGGAAUCAAGAAAUGAGCUGUGUAGCCGUGAUUUAAAGACAAGCACUGACAGGCUGGUACACCUUGACAAACAAGCUGUGAAGAAUUCUGCAUCAAGCUACUGUCAAAAAAUACUGCAGAGAGCGAUUGAAGCAGAAUUGCAGAUUCUAAACACUCAUUAUCAGAUGUGCUGUCAGCACUGCUUGAAGAUUUACAAACUGGCUUUGGAGGAAAACACAUGUUUUAGCAGAUGUAAUGGAAAUGCUGAAUUAGGUUCAUCUCUCAUGUUGGUUUUGGAAGAGCUAAAGAAGAAUUACAACAGUAUGAGAACGAAAAUAAAAAUGGGCAUACCUUUAAAUGCACUUCCACCGCUAUCAGUUGAGAUGAAGUUGUUCCCAAUCUCUUCUUCUUAUGUCCCCUGCAAGUUGUUCAGAGAGGAUCUUUGCUAUGAUUCUGUUUCAGGCACAAGAAAAACUGACUUUGAAGCACCAAAACUGCAAGAAGGGAAAAUUUCUGUCAACAUGGACAAUCCACAGACUGUAUGUGGCGGUCAGCCAAGUGACUCUACUUCCUCCAAGACAUUUGAAGAACAACAUAAAGAUCAGGACGUGGAACGUGGCUCUGUGAAGAAUGAAGAAGGGAAUGAAUAUUGGUUUGAUGCUAAAGAGGACUUGACAGUAGCAGAUUUUUCAGUAAUAUCUGAAGAAACAAAAAAGCAACAAGAAAAACAAGACACGGUUGAUUUCAGAGAAGCAAAGAUAAUGGAGAGUGGAAAUGAGUGUUCUUUUAUUCGUCUUGGUGGCCUGUGUUCCUCAGUUUCAGAGGGUGAUUUAAGGUCACAUUUCCAGAAGUAUCAGAUUUCUGACACUCUUACCUCUGUGGAUUCUAGUAACUACAGAUAUGCAUUUCUUUCCUUUAAAGACACUAAUAAAGCAAAGUUAGCUGUAGAGGAAAUGAACCAGAAAAAAAUAAAAGGAAAACCAGUAAGUGUUGAACUUGUAAAUACUUCAUCAGAGAAUAAAUAUUUGGUUUCCCAAGUACUUACAAAUAAGCUUUGGCAUGAAAUCCAACCUGUUGAUAACAGUCAAAGAAACGAUCAAGAUAAAACACUCGCUUCGGCCUCCAAUUCUGUGAAAGCACCUGACGCCACCUCUGCUUCUGAGAAAAUGCAUCUCCUUCCCAUAACUUCUUCAAAAAUUUCAUGGUCUGCCCAAGUACCUUCAGAAACAAAGUGCCCUGGUCUGAAAUCAUCUACUGAAGAUUCGGUACAUUAUUUGCUUGGAGUUAAUCAAAAGGAUACUGGAGAAAAUUGCCUGCAGAAAACAUCUGCUCCUUUCUCCACUAAUGCAUAUGAUGCCUUUAUUUCUCCUAAUACGUUGAACUUGAGCAGCUUUACCAAAUUAAUGAAGAAACUUCAAGAAAUUCAUCCAGAGGCUAGCAGAGACAAAAUUGUGGAUGCUCUGCUGGAGGUGAGGAAGAACAACAAAGGUAUCCUAAGUGGCUUGUCCAUCAAUUCUAUUGUGGAAAGGACCUCUGUCAUUCUAAGGAAAUGGACGCCCAGUUGUGGGUGCGAAAAGCAAUGCAAACGGCCCGCCGCCGCCCGGGAGGCAUCCAUCGCUCCGCAGGCGGGCUGGGUGGAGAUGGCCCCGCUCCCCCGGCGAUUCCUCUGCUUCGUCCUGGCCCAUCACUUCAUCGCAGCGACGGCGUGCCAGGAGGCGGACUACGGCUGGAUGAUCCGGCACUACUGCCUGCAGCAGUUCCAGCUCAGCAUGGAGAGCAUCGGGCAGCAGCUCUGGUGUGACUGGGACGAGACCAUGGGCACCUACGGGGAGCUGACGAACUGCACGGUGCUGAUCGCCAAGAGGCUCAACUGCUACUGGCCCAACCGGCUGGUGGACGAGUUCUUCGUGGCCGUCCACAAGCAGUACUUCAGGAACUGCUCCCCCUCCGGCCGGGCGCUGCACGACCCCCCCAACAGCGUCCUCUGCCCCUUCAUCCUGCUGCCCAUCCUCGUCACCCUGCUGAUGACCGCGCUGGUGGUGUGGAGGAGCAAACGCAGCGAGGGCAUCGUGUAGGGACGCCCUACAAGGUGCAAAGGAGGGACAAGGGGACCCCGCCCCGCUGGAACAUGCCCUUUUUUUGGGAAGACCCUGGCAGAAGAGCAUCACAGAGGGGUACCAAGCCCCAGAGGCAGAGACGGCAACGCCACCGCUCUUCCCUCGCCGGUACCCUCCACACCACGCACGUGCCGCUCGCCUGGCGGUUUCCAAAUAAAUACAUCAUUUAAGACACGGUUGUUUGGCGA